UGCCACGCGUAUGAAUUUGCUUUGCAAGCUAGGUGGCACGCAAUGUCAGGCACAGAGCUACUCAUGGCAUGUGAACUUUCAGGCAUCGUCUCUGUGCCCGAAAUCCUUUUAAACCUAAACAACCCAGCAUGUUUGACAGAAUAGCGCCCCUCGAACUUUUAUAAAUCUCUCAUGAAGCCCUUUACACUCUUUUUUGUCGUGGCCUCUGCAUGUUCCGUGUUGGCUACACCCAUAGCGGUGGGUAGUGGUUUGGAAGCAAGAAGCCCGUUAGAGGAGGCCCGUGAGGUAUGUGAUCUGCAAUGUUUGUCUUAUGCACGCUCAUUUAUCUCGUCGACCCAAAGCCCAGCAAUCCAGACUGGAAGCGGAUUGCCCAAGGCUCACCUCCUGACUGGAAACGGGAGGCCGAGUCGGAUUCAUCUCCUGACUGGAGACGCGAAGCCCAGGGUUCACCUCCCGACUGGUAAACACAGUGAUGAACGAGCAGGACCCUCUCGAUACAUCUACUUAAUUCAUCACUUGUCCUUUGUUGUUCUCGUAUUCAAUCUCCAUACAGAAAGUCAUCUUUAAAUCUUGGCCUCACUUCGCAGUACUAUUAAUCAAUCUGGACAUUUGCGUUAUCUAUAGCAAAGGGCAGGCUAAUUGUGGUGGGUUACUACGGGGAGUAGUCUGUGUACUCUUAGGCGGUAGGCAACAGGGACGAACGCUCUUCUGCUGCGGUU
Suillus bovinus is the source of this 719-nucleotide messenger RNA. RefSeq lists its product as uncharacterized. The record is from RefSeq and is a predicted model, not a curated record. NCBI's taxonomy places the organism in Eukaryota, Fungi, Basidiomycota, Agaricomycetes, Boletales, Suillaceae. The transcript is spliced from 4 exons. Bases 172 to 567 code for a protein of 131 amino acids.